CCUAAAACCAGUCGCCAAUCAGGACAACAAGAAACAACAACAACCGAUUACCUGGAAAAUGUUACCUGUUGUUAGCUCAUUUUAACCCUUUUUCUGGGUGACAUAAGUUCAUUUCUGUAGUGUUUACAAUUGACUAACCAAAUGAUCAACUGAUUGUCCGAUAGCAACAUUUAGUCAACCAAUACAAAACAAUCAACAUCAUCAGUCAUCUACUUUGCUUCUCAUUAUUAUUGUUUCUCAAUUUUCUUUCACCAACUAUCAGUUUGAUUGUCUUUUUUUCCUUUUCCUUUUCCUAUUAUUUUAUUUAUUGUGUUUUAUUUCAAUUUUUCAAUUAACUGAUUGUUGUCUACCAAGUGAUCCUUUUUUAAUUGUUAUUCUAAUCAACGGGUGAUUCAAUUUUCCACCAUAAGAAAAACACGCGUCUUGUUUUUCUCAUUAUUUUCUCUAUGUGUUAACAGGCUUUUCAUUCAAUCAGACAUCAUUUGUUUACUUUUUCUCAUGAGUAAUUAAUUGUUUACUAUUUAAUUAGUGUUUAAUAUCAAAUUAUUACGUAGAAACAAAUGUCACACAAUCAAAUGGGCGAUUUGGAUGUUAAACUAUUUUUCAAUGUAAAGGAUAGUCAAGAAACUGCUAAAAAACUGAUUGUCCUUUUCAUUGUUUACUAUUAUUUCGUUAAAGUAUUUGGACCCAAAUGGAUGACCCUAAGGCAACCCUUUAACCUUUAUCCACAUCUAUUGGUUUACAAUGGUUACCAGUUUGGUGUACAUGGUGUUGGCCUUUUGUUGGCUCUUUGGACAACCAAUUUUGGGACAAUUUGCUGGUCCUGUGAGCCGAUUGACACUUCAACCAAGGAAAUCAAACGGCUCUUUUCCGUUUACGUGGUUUACAUUUUUUUCUGGGCCAAAAUAAUGGAAUGUCUUGAGACCGUCAUGUACAUUUUGAUGAAAAAACGCCGAUACAUUCAACUUAUCGAGAUUUUUAGGACGUUUGCCAAUGUUGGUCUUGUCUAUCUGGGUCUUAAAAACUAUCCUGGUACCUUGACCGUUUUCUACCCUCUUUGUGACCUGAUUGCGGGUGUAUUCAUAUUCGGUCACAAUACCCUAUUAUCUGCGAAUGUUGAUCUCAAGCCCCGUCAAUGGUGGGGAAAAUUCAUCUUCACCCUUAGACUGAUUGAGUUUACUGCUCUCUUUUUCCAUGGUCUCUAUUUCCUAAUCAUGUAUUCAUCAUCAUCAUCUACUUUAUUUCAUUCAUCGUUAAUCAACCAUCAUCAUCAACAUCAACACCAACAACAAUCAUCAUUAAAUCUUUCAUCUUUAUCAUCAUUAACCUCAUCAUCUAAUUGUACGGUACCCAGGGUACUUCCUUUAUAUGAGUGUCUCUUUGCACUUCUAAACAUAGUCAUCAUAAUUUGCUACUAUUUAAAUGUAAUUCAACACCGUUUAACCAACGGAUCAUUAACAAAUACUCAUCACAAUCAACAACAACAACAACAACGACAAUCAAUCAACACACAGUCAACAUCUUGACAAUAUCUCAAGCCGGACUUGUAAAAAAUUAACAACAAAUUAAGAAAGCAAAUCAACACCAAAUUGUCUUUGUUUGUUCACUGUAUCAUUUCAAUUACCACCAAAACUUAAUCAUCAUCACCUCAAUAUGACAACACAAUUAAUAGUCAAUUAGUUUUUGUUGAUUCACUUUGAUUACCUUGAUUGAGAUAAAUGCAAAAAAAAACCACAAAUAAAUCAGAUGUUGAUUUAACUUCGUGUUAUUUUCAGCUCGCAACUAAAUUGACGGAUUAAUCAAUUUUUUUUCCUUGUAAAUAAAGAAACAAAUCAGCCAGCACAA
This is a messenger RNA of Panonychus citri (citrus red mite), 1845 nucleotides long. Its product is annotated as elongation of very long chain fatty acids protein 1-like. Gene Ontology annotation, molecular function: fatty acid elongase activity. The record is from RefSeq and is a predicted model, not a curated record. Lineage: Eukaryota; Metazoa; Arthropoda; Arachnida; Trombidiformes; Tetranychidae. The coding region runs from base 561 to 1526 and encodes 321 amino acids. Gene Ontology annotation, cellular component: membrane. The transcript has a single exon.